GAGAGUAAAGGAGCUCCGAGAACAAGGAUACUAGAGAGAGAAAGAGAGGGAGGGGGAAAGAAAGAUCGCUUUUAUGGCCAAGAAGGGCAGCAUCAAGGGUUAAGGGAUCAAUAAUUCGGGGGAGUAUUUUUAAGCAGCAACAACUAACGAUCAGGAGCCUCCGAUCCCGGGCUGAGUCAUCCAUCCAGUCCAGUUGGAGCAGGAAGCUGGCACUUUUCUGAAGGGCUUAAUUAUACAGGAGGUUUAGAUGCUCCUGAUUUAAAAACUACAGGGCGACCGGGGCUUUGAAAGCAGUAGGGAGAUCUCCACAGGAAGUUGGAAGGAAGGCAAACGAGAUACAUCAAGCUUUCUCUUCUGUAGAAAUAAAAGUCGCCUUUGGAAAACUAUUUUUUUAUAAGUAUAUUGUUUUGAUUAUCGCCUGAGUGGCAAUGAUUUGCCUCUAGAGCGCGUGCUUUUUUUCCCUUCUGCACUGUAUGCGGGAGGUAUUUUUUUGGAUUUAUUUUUUAAUUCCCACAGUGCUGUCGCAAGAAACAAAAAACCAGGAAAGGACUUAUUUUUCAUUGCUUAAAAUAGAGAAAAGGGAGGGGGGAGCAACACCCUGCCAGAUCCACUUGAGUUCAUUUGGAAAAUUCUAAGGCAGUAAAUAAAAAGAUCGGAAGCGAACAAGACAGGGAGGGACUGAGGGAGGAACAAAACAAACAAACAGCGUGCACAGGUUUUUGUUUUUUUUAAGAUUUCAAAGUUUAUUUCUCACCUCGGACAAUGUACCAGGAUUUUCCAGGGAACUUUGAUACCUCCUCCCGGGGAAGCAGCGGUUCUCCAGGCCACCCGGAAACUUACAACAGCAUCACAGCUCAACAGAAAUUCCGGGUAGAUAUGCCAGGAUCGAGCAACGCUUUUAUUCCUACCCUGAACGCCAUCACCACCAGCCAAGACCUGCAGUGGAUGGUGCAGCCCACUGUGAUCACCUCCAUGCCAAGUGCCUACUCUCGCUCGCAUCCCUACAGCCAUGGCCUGCAAAACCUGUCCUCGGUUACUGGACAUACAGCUCUUCAGAGACCGGGUGUCAUUAAAACCAUUGGGACCACAGUGGGCAGGAGAAGGAGAGAUGAGCAGUUGUCGCCUGAGGAAGAAGAGAAGAGAAGGAUAAGGAGAGAGAGGAACAAACUAGCAGCUGCUAAAUGCCGUAACAGGCGCCGAGAAUUGACUGAGAAACUUCAGGCAGAAACCGAGGAGCUGGAGGAAGAGAAGUCUGUGUUGCAGAAGGAGAUCGCCGAACUCGAGAAAGAGAAGGAGAAGCUGAGGUUUAUGCUAAUGGCUCACAGCCCGAUGUGCAAGAUCAGCCCUGAGGAACGCCGAACCCCGCCAUCUCACAGCCUCCAGACCGUCCGGACUGGAGUGAGCAAUGCUAUAGUGGUAAAGCAGGAGCCCGUAGAAGAAGAGAUCCCCUCCUCCUCCUCUGACCUCGAGAAAGGGCAGAGAUCAGUCAUUAAACCUAUCAGCAUCGUAGGGGGCUUCUAUGGGGAAGAGCCGCUCAACACUCCCAUUGUGGUGACCUCGACACCCGCCAUCACCCCUGGAGCUUCCAGCUUGGUCUUCACCUACCCCAGCGUGCUGGACCAGGAGUCUCCUCUCUCGCCCUCGGAGUCUUGCUCCAAAGCUCACCGGAGGAGCAGCAGCAGCGGCGACCAGUCCUCGGAUUCCUUGAACUCCCCGACUCUGCUGGCACUGUAACCCCUUUUCCCUUUGGCCCCCCCACCCCACCCCACUCAGUUACUCUGGAGGGGGAAACCCCGCCUCUGCUGAGAUCAAAAGACCAGCACAAUGACUUAUUUUCUUUUUCCCACCAUGCACAAGGGCAGCAAAAGCAAGAAGAGGGGAAAUUGUGUAUGUAGCUCCAGAAACUUCCUGGGACGGGAAGAGCCAGAACAGAUGUAAAGCCAUCUAGGAGUGGGGUGGGGAAGCAGAAGUCGCAUUACUGGGACCCAAGUGCUUAGACUACAUGGUUGUGUGUGUGUGCAGAGGUGGGUGGGAGAGCCAAACUCCCCAUCCAAAGUUUAGUGCGAACGGAUGUGAGCUUCAGUAAAUCGCUAGCCCGUCCCCCUGUCACGCUGAUGAAUGGACUGGCGAAACCAGGUUCUCUUCUGUGCUACGUAGUACAUUCCAGUUAGUUUGAUCUCAUUUGGGCUCUCACCUUUUUCCUUUCUGUUGGAUACCAUGACAUUUCGAAAACUCUAACAACAACAAAAAAAAGGCUUGUGGCAAUUGUCAUUAAACCGCUGCUGAUGUUAGGAUCUGCCCACGCGGGAUUCUUGCUGUUGUUGGGUGAGGGGGUGGGCUUUUUGGAAUAGAUGGUGCAGAACUGAGAGAGGAAUAAAAUAACAGGUCCAAAUGGUUCUUUAAAAAAAAAAACACCGCCAACAACACUCCUUGCACCUUUGUUUUGGGGAAAGUGGGGUAGCAUGGGAAGAAACAAGUGUUGGAUGUUCUGUUGACAAAAAAUGAGGGGUCUCCUCGAAAGAGUAUGCAGAUAAACACGUUAUUUCUUGGUGCGUUGCAAAGGCCAUGACUACAGCAUGCCUCCACAUCAGUGGGCCAGGAUCGGUGCCAAGGGAACUGGGGAGAUGCCAGAGUGAGUUCCCACUAAGCCUUUGUCUCUGGCAUAGGUUGUUCUGCAAUUGGCGUUUUGUCAAAUCGGUGGCUGGACCCUACGUUGCCUUUCCCCUUGGCUGCCAGCCACCUUGAGUGUGAUGUCUCUCCCCCCCCCCCCCCGCACGCCUGACUCGGAUGCUGGGCUGCUCUCAAACAAAAGCCACCGGCUCCCAGCUCUGUGAACCGUUGCAGUGCAGCAGUGCUGCUAUUCUUUCUCUUGUGGCUGGUCCAGGAAAAGGAUUCACUGAGGGCGAAAGUGCAGGAAGCAAGCUGGGUGCUCCCUUGGAUAAUUCCUCUCUCUCUCUGUGUGUGUGUGUGUGUGUGUGUGUUGCACUUCGCUCAUCAGUUCCUAGCCAAAGUUUGUGUCUGUUGCAAUUUGAUGACUUCAGGCCUUGUAGUUCCUUGGCUCCCUUUCUGGUCCUGGAGACAUUAGCGGGAAAAUAGUUUUCGUGCCUGGGUAUGGUCCUUUGCUGCACUCUUUUCGCUGCACGUUCAGGUGGAUAUGGCUGUUUGAAAACCUGUGCUCACUACUGAAAUGGCCAGUGGGCUUUGCUUUUUCUCGCAUCUUCUGUGGUGCCUAGACAAAAAUCCUAUUGCACUUAAAACAGCGCAGCUGCUUGGGCUUGCAGAGCUGAAUCGGAGAGAAGUUUGCUGGGUUCUCCCCUCGUUAGGUUAAGGCCUUAUUUUUGUAUAGAGAGCAUCCCUUUUAGCCCAAGCUAACUAGGGUUCCUGUCACGAGCAUAUUUAUGUUUGCUGGUUUCCACUGUCAUUUUUGUUUUCAUUUGACCUCAGGAUUUAUUAGGCAAGAUGGCAGAUGGAUACAUGAUCUCACUGUGCUCUUUGGAGACCAGCUUUCUCAUCUGGGGGGCAUCUCUUCAAGCCAUGUUUAACUCCAUUGGUGAGCAUCGCUGCCUUCCUUGAGACUCUGCCUUAACAGCUGGGGAAUUUGCUUAAGUCUUUUGAGUGUUUCCAAUGAAGUCAGUGACUCAAUUCCCAUUGACUGGUUGUUGUUGUUGUUGUUGUUGUUUUUAAUGCAUCUGGAUAUCAGCCAUAGUGUUAGGUCAGCUGCUUGCAUGUCAUUGUGAAAGGCCAGAGGUUCUCAAACUGUGGUUCACAGGCUGCUGGCAGCCCACAAGUUCCAUUCAUGUUGCCCACCGAAAACACUGCCCAGCAAGGAUACAUGACUUCACAGAACGUUGCUCAGAAAAACAGGCACAUCCAUCCAGUUAGGAAAGCAAGACUAUGCUUUAUUAAAAUGCAAGGUAUGUGUUUCUUUGCUUUGUAGAGCAAAAGAAGUUUAUUAAGUGGUCUGGUGAGACCACCAGCAAUUUUCAAGCCCAUCCCUUCAAAAAGUUUGAGAACCACUGUCCUAGGCUAUUUGUGUGAUUGGAGCUUCUGGCUAGUCAGAAUAAAUCAAAGCCAUACUUAAUAGCAACUGCAAUGAGAAGAAGCCAAAUUCUGUAACCUGAAUCAAGCAUGCACAUAUUUGAGUAUAGUUUUGAAAUUUGCAUUAUUUAUAUUGCCUGUGCUGGCCAUGGGGAGGAGAAAAGAGCUAUGCAAAGCGCUAAAAAACUACCUCUGUCCACCGGCAGUUGCGCUUAGAGCCCUUCUGUCCUCUUAAAAGUUCACCAGGCAUUACCUACAUAUUUUCAAGCUACUCUUUGCAGAAAGGAAAGCCACAGUUUUGGGUUUUGGAUGACAGCACGAACUGCAUAUCCAUUUUGUGGAAACGGCCUUUAAUACGGUUGGACUGGAUGGCCCUUGUGGUCUCUUCCAACUCUAUGAUUCUACUAAGAUGCACUUCAAUCGCACAAUCGCUUAAGCUCAGAGUAAAUGAGACUCGUGGUAGUAACUCUUCAUAUUUAAAAGCAAAACUAUACUGGAAAGGCAUUUUCUUCAAGAUACUAAAAUCCAGGCAUUUUUCUUCUGACAUUUCCCUUUUUAGACAGCGCCACUGGAAGAGACUCAGGCUUGUAUUCAGGGCAAAUGCUAUUCAGAGUAGACCUCUUGGAAAUGAAUGAACCUGGGCUGACCAUGCCCAUUAACGACAGUGACCCUUCUCUGAGGACUAGUGUUCCUGGCUCUAAGCAUCAUUUAAUAGAAAAUAUUCUAAGCAUAACAGGGAGAGCAGAAAACUGCAUCAUCUGACUGUAGCAUUUAAAAAAAUAAAAAAAUAGCACAAUAUACUUUUCACUAAAUCACUGGUGUAUUCUCUGAAAUGCUGCUUGUCUCAGCAGGCCAAGAACUUUUUUUUUUUAAAUCACAUGUUGCUAGCCCAUUUAACUGCGCUGGGUCAGAUUGACCCAGGCUUCAUGUCCGUCUUAGAAAUCCUUGGAAAAGAAAAGGUUUGAAUGCGAUGGAGGCAACUUCUCUGCCAGGCUUGUAACUAUUAGCAGAAAAGAGAGAGCAUUCUCUGAAAUUCCCAGUACUAUCCAAGUGCCCACGAAGAUGCCUUGGGGCACAUAUGCAGGCUUAUAUGUGAGGCUGCCAUUUGUCAGUUGGUUUCAGUGGUGGUGCUGCCGCAGCAGUUUGAUGGAUAACUCUGAGCAAAGGGCACAAAGCCUGUUAACAGAAAACCUGGAGAUGACUAGAGAAAAUACAAGGGUUGGCAGGGCUUUUUGCUCCAGCUUGUUUUCUAAGUUAUAAAAAAAAAUAGGAGAGGCAGGACUUAGAACUUGUUGGUUUUGUGGCAAGUAAGAAAGGCGGUAGGCAAGGUCUGUGGAAGAGUUCCAUUUUUUCAAAGUUUGCCUUGGGAAAGAUCUGGGUUUAUAGCUGGAAGCAAUUAGAAAAGAGGUCUCUGAACUGCUUCCUGUUGUUGACCUCAGAUCUGUCCUCAGGCAACUUUAGUGUGUGGCCAUGUACAUGCCAUAUACAUUUAGAGCACAUGACUCCUCCCCCCCCCUUCAAAGCCUCCUGGGAACUGUAUUUUGUUAAGGGCAUUGGAAAUUGUAGCUCUUUGAGGCACAAAAUACCAUUGCCUGGCUUCUUUGGGGAGACGUAUGGUGCUAUAUACUGUAUAUCACUUGAAUAAGGUUCCCUGGUGAGCUUUGGCUCACCUUCACCCUUUCUGCUGGCCAGAAUCGUGACUUGCCACUGUUCUCCUCCACAAAGGAACUUUCUAGGGUCAUUUUGUGGCAGAUAUUCCUGUGCAUCCGAGUCUUACAGUUGAUUCAGGCAUGUUUUGCUGUGUGAAUCGAGUUUUAGCUCCAGAUUCUGCUUUUCAUCUUCACUUGUGAAUUUGUACAUCUGAAAGGGUUAUAUCACACGUACUUCCUAAAGCUGCCCAGAUGGAACUCCAGUUUAAUCCUUGCAAGGCACAAGCAGUGGCUUUUUGGCCUCUUGGACACUUCUUGAUUAAUUCUUCCACUUCUUCUUGGUCCUACAGGAUGAUAGAGACAGAUCUGGGUUUUAGUCUUGGCAUGUCAGCCUGCAGAUGACACCCUGGUGGGAUUAAUUUAGUCAGGAGCACUACAGAAGUACAUCCAGAUGGAUGGCACCUCAACUAUGUCUUGGCAUAAUGGAUGACAUCCCAACUGUAGACAUUAUGAAGCCCCAUGUCCCAGUGAUGGCUUUACUGUGGAAAAGGGACUAGAGAUGUUUUGUAGGUGAAGCCUGGAACAGAUAGUGCUCUGAUCUAGGAAACAUUUCCCUACUUGUUUUUGCAUGCAUCUUGAUUAUUACGGAUGUCUUUACUCGUUAAUUUGCCAUACAUUUGGGGAAACCUAGCACCUUUGUUCAAAAGGAAAAUAUAUUUGUGUCCCAACACUAACUCUUUAAAAUUCCUGCUUCCUAUCCAUUCCAGCUUCUAAUGUUUGAACUUUUCCUUUCCAUUCAGUUUAGAGUGCAGUCCAGCAAGAAUUAUGGCUUUGGAGCUCUCUUCCAUUUCAGAGUGUUUUGUCUUCGCCUGGGUGAUGUAGAUAUAGGAUGACCACAGUCUUUUAAGGGAUUGUGCUCUUAAGUCAGCGAUGUGCUUGUGAUAGAACAGAACCUGGCGCCAUCAUGUUGGUGUCAAUAGAUUUCCUCCACCACCUUUUCCUUUUUUUAAUUAAUUGAUCUUUUAAGUUCAUUUGAACCUAGCAAUGUGCUGCUUUUAUAUUCUGCUUGGCCUUAAUCCUAAAAGCACUCAUUGCUUUCACAUUUAUUUAUUGGCAGGCAAACACUUUUUGUGUCUGCUCCAGCAAAUCUGCCCACCAUUUAAUUUAACAUCCCUCAAAUGUGUGUUGCUGUUUUUUAAUGCCAAAAUGAAAUUCUGCAACUUUUUUUCAAAACACACACACAGAGAGAGAAGUAUUUUCAGUCAUUAGAGUGGGUCAAAUAUUUUAAGAGAAGGCACAAAUAAUCCCAUGUUUGUUUUGUUAUUUAUAUUUAUAUAAAAAAUGUUUACAUCUUUUUCUCUGCCUCAGAUCUGUAUUUUAAAAACACCUUUAUCCCCCUCUUCCCUUGCUGACUUUUAAAAAUGCUGUUUUUUUUCUUUUAUAAAGUAGAUGACUUGGACUUAUGAUCUUUGGUUUAUGGAUUUCCCCCAGUUCAGUUGUGUUAUUUUCUCUUGAGUUGGCUCUGCCCUGCCUUGUGCUGUGUCUUCUAAAUUUACAUGCAGGAUUUUUGUAAUUUUCAAAAAUGGUUGUGCCCAAGCAUCUUACUUUCCUAGCUUGCUGUAGCUUUCACUUGCAUGAAUUCUUUCUUAAGUAAGCCAUAGGUAUUGAGUGGUGUGCAUCAAAACACAGGCAAAUUUUUGUUGCGUUUGUUUUUUAAGGGCAAAGGCUAUAGUUCAGUGGAAGAGCAUGUGUGAUUUGCAUGCAAAAGAACUCUGGCCAAGCCUCUAUCUGAUACUUGGAAAGUUGCUGCCACAACGAUUGCAGAAAGGAAGCCCUUAGAUUAUUUCUAGGGCUUAUUAGCUCACUGAUUUGUGAACUAACAAAUUUGGACAUUCCUCAUUAAGUACAAAUCCUGUUGAGGUGAUCGUAUAUAUGAUCACAUGACUUACCGGUAAGUAACAACUUCAGUUGCCUGCUUUUUAAUGCACAUCACUGCUUGUGUACUCUACUUACUCAACUGGGAAGAAAAUCACAUCAACCUAAGGGAAAGCUGCAAGAAGAUAAAACCUCAUGUGUUCUGGGACCUCUGCAAAAUCGAAAGCCAGAAGAAUAGAAGGAGGGAAAUGCAUUUGUGCCUCUCUGCAAGCGGGACGAGAGAAAUGGGAGCCACUAAAUUGAGCAGGGUGGGAAUUUUUUUUUUAAUGUUUUGUAUAAAGAAAACUUUCUAAAGAAGCAUAAUCAAUCCUCUGCAAAUAGUAAUAGGUGAGGCCAAACAAACUAUUUCUAGGUACAAGAGAUGAAACUUUUUCCUGUCCUAUGAAACAAGACUCCUCCCUUUCCCAUUUUGUACAAUUAAAAGGUCGGUCCACUUUCUUGUUUGUGGCUAUUUGUUGUUGGGGAGGGGGGCAUAUGAAAUUAUGUGUAGAAAAUAGACAACAGGUUUGUAUUUGCUCAGUGAGCGGAUAAAGUGUUGUGUCUGUGUAUAUAUAGAUUCUACUGUGUAGUCCACAAAGUAACAUUGGUAAGAGAAGAGUGUAUCUUUAUUCACAAGGUAGUUUAAUAGCGUAAAAUGGAAGAAUGCUUUAAGAUUCCUGAAGAUAAAAGGGCCUGGAUCUCUCUCUUGUUUACAUGACUCUGAUCCUAAAUGCACUCGUGUUCGAUGUUUGUAUCUAUACUGAUGAUAACACUGGUAGAGGAAAUGGUUCUCAGUGAUCUUAUUUGUGCAAAUUCACGGAGAUCAGUAAAUUUUUGAGUGUGCCAUUAUAUUUCUCUUCCACACAGAAAAGUAAGUUUUUUCCCUCCUUUGCUUAAUUCGUGGAGUGGAAUUUAAAAUUACUGAAUUGGAAUCCCUUUUCUCUGAUCUUUUGCCUAGAUCUUCCCAUGGCAGAGAAGCUUGGCUGAACGGUCAUCUUCUCGUUCCUUUCAUUGCUAUAUACAGGCCGACAAUAUUUGCACUAAAAAAAAAAGAUGUCAAAAAUAAUUAUAUGAAAGCUGGUUGGAAAAAGCUUGCUGCUACAAAAGAACGUAUGAAAAUAAUGGCCA
Molecule: messenger RNA, 8729 nt
Organism: Zootoca vivipara (common lizard)
Lineage: Eukaryota; Metazoa; Chordata; Lepidosauria; Squamata; Lacertidae
Gene: FOSL2
Product: FOS like 2, AP-1 transcription factor subunit
Biological process (GO): regulation of transcription by RNA polymerase II
Cellular component (GO): nucleus
Molecular function (GO): RNA polymerase II cis-regulatory region sequence-specific DNA binding; DNA-binding transcription factor activity, RNA polymerase II-specific
Source: RefSeq, a predicted model, not a curated record